This is a messenger RNA of Octodon degus (degu), 1495 nucleotides long. RefSeq names its product keratin, type I cytoskeletal 17. The coding region runs from base 46 to 1419 and encodes 457 amino acids. The transcript has 8 exons. The record is from RefSeq and is a predicted model, not a curated record. NCBI's taxonomy places the organism in Eukaryota, Metazoa, Chordata, Mammalia, Rodentia, Octodontidae. Gene Ontology annotation, cellular component: keratin filament. Gene Ontology annotation, molecular function: structural molecule activity.
CUCUCUCUGCCAAUUGCUCUCUGCCUCACUCUUGUCCCGGGCACCAUGGCCACCUGCAGCCGCCAGUUCACCUCCUCCAGCUCCAUGAAGGGCUCCUGUGGCAUCGGUGGCUCCAGCCGUGUCUCUUCCUGCCGUGGCCCCAGUGCUUACGGAGGCCUGUCGGUCACCUCCUCCCGCUUCUCCUCCGGGGGGGCCUGUGGACUGGGGGGUGGCUACGGCGGUGGCUUUAGCAGCAGCAGCAGCUUUGGUGGAGGAUAUGGUGGUGGCCUUGGUGCUGGCUUUGGCAGUGGCUUUGGUGGUGGCUUUGGUGGUGGCUUUGGUGGUGGCGAUGGACUCCUUGCUGGCAAUGAGAAGGUGACGAUGCAGAACCUGAACGACCGCCUGGCCUCCUACCUGGACAAGGUGCGGGCCCUGGAGGAGGCCAACGCCGACCUGGAGGUGAAGAUCCGAGACUGGUACCAGCGGCAGCGGCCCAGUGAGAUCAAAGACUACAGCCCCUAUUUCAGGACCAUCGAGGACCUAAAGAACAAGAUCCUCACUGCUACCAAGGAGAAUGCGCAGUCUGUCUUGCAGAUUGACAAUGCCCGGCUGGCUGCCGAUGACUUCAGGACCAAGUUCGAGCAUGAGCAGGCCCUGCGCAUGAGCGUGGAGGCCGACAUCAACGGGCUGCGCAGGGUGCUGGACGAGCUGACCCUGGCCAGGACUGACCUGGAGAUGCAGCUCGAGGGCCUGAAGGAGGAGCUGGCCUUCCUGAAGAAGAACCACGAGGAGGAGAUGCUUGCCCUGCGCGGCCAGACGGGCGGCGACGUCAACGUGGAGAUGGACGCGGCCCCCGGCGUGGACCUGAGCCGCAUCCUGAACGAGAUGCGCGACCAGUACGAGCAGCUGGCGGAGAAGAACCGCAGGGACGCCGAGGCCUGGUUCCUGAGCAAGACCGAGGAACUCAACAAGGAAGUGGCCUCCAACAGCGAGCUGAUCCAGAGCGGCCGCAGCGAGGUGUCCGAGCUGCGCCGGGUGUUGCAGGGGCUGGAAAUCGAGCUGCAGUCCCAGCUCAGCAUGAAAGCAUCCCUGGAGAACAGCCUGGAGGAGACCAAAGGCCGCUACUGCGUGCAGCUGUCGCAGAUCCAGGGCCUGAUCGGCGGCGUGGAGGAGCAGCUGGCCCAGCUGCGCUGCGAGAUGGAGCAGCAGAGCCAGGAGUACAAGAUCCUGCUGGACGUGAAGACGCGGCUGGAGCAGGAGAUCGCCACCUACCGCCGCCUGCUGGAGGGCGAGGACGCCCACAUCUCCUCGGGCCAGGCCUAUUCUUCCCGGGAAGUCUUCUCGUCCUCGUCCUCGUCCUCGACCUCCCGCCAGCCCCGGCCCAUCCUCAAGGAGCAGAGCUCCGCCAGCUUCAGCCAGGGCCAGAGCUCCAGGAACUGACGCGCCUCAGCCAGGACACCGCCGCCGCCUGCGGCCCUCUUGCCCCGGCCCCUUGCGGCCCUGCCUCCCCCCUCCC